Messenger RNA from Bipolaris victoriae FI3, 936 nucleotides. RefSeq lists its product as hypothetical. The transcript is spliced from 5 exons. Bases 1 to 936 code for a protein of 311 amino acids. NCBI's taxonomy places the organism in Eukaryota, Fungi, Ascomycota, Dothideomycetes, Pleosporales, Pleosporaceae. The record is from RefSeq and is a predicted model, not a curated record.
AUGGCGUGGUGCGACCAGCCCAGCGAUUUUGCAGACACGUGCAGACGUCAACGGGCAAGUGCUUUAGUGCAUGGUGGAUCCAUGGUUCGGAACGAGACCAGGGAGGCGUGCUGCGUGGGUGCACUGAGAGAGGCGUUAGCGACGACUGACGUAGCGGCACAGGCCAGAGGUAUCACCAGGCGCGACAAAGUGGCCUCAUUGUGUACGGGCAAGUGUAAGAGCCAUCGAGUAGCAGGUGCCCUGACCCGGGAUGCUGCCCUGACGGUGCAUGGUGGACAGCAGGCUGGAAGAAGAAGAAAACAAAAAGACCAGCAGAGCAGCAGACCAAACCCACCCGGCAGGCCCGGCACAGCGGCCAUGUACACAUACAGGCGCGGGCUGCUGUGCGAGGCGUUCGGCGGCGUGGCGCGCACUCUUUUUUGUGGGUAUGGAGUGCACCAAUGCAAAGGCCGGCUGCAUCUCGAUUGCAUGACUGCAUGCCACGGCGAUAAUUUGGCCCGUGGCCGCGGGGGCGUCCAUUCGCGCGGAUGCUGGUCGCGAUGCUGGUCCCUGGUCACAACGGCUGCGGAUCGAGCAGAAGCAAGUCGAGGUGUAGUGGUAGUGGUAGGGGGGUUCAGCAGAUUCCAUGCGGACAAGCGUGGCCAGGAUAGCCAUUGCUCGCCGAUGAUUUGGGAGCGUGCUCAGGUGCGGUGCUGGGGUGCGGUGCUGGGGCGCUGGGGCGCUGGGGUGCCGUCCUCAGUGUUGCAGCUUGAACACCCACCCAUCGCCUUCUCCACCCGCAUCCUUGCCGUGGCAAACAGACACGACUCGCUGCCGCCGCGCUUCAUCUCCGAUCGUAUCUGCUUUAGCCCGCUGCACCUGGUCUUAGUUCUUGUUUCCGCUCACCCCAUGCCUGUGCCUGCAACCAUCGACAGGACGCGGCAUUGCGACCAGUAG